This is a messenger RNA of Heterobasidion irregulare TC 32-1, 571 nucleotides long. RefSeq lists its product as uncharacterized. Gene Ontology annotation, molecular function: RNA binding; structural constituent of ribosome. The transcript is spliced from 5 exons. Gene Ontology annotation, biological process: translation; ribosomal small subunit assembly. Gene Ontology annotation, cellular component: ribosome; cytosolic small ribosomal subunit. The record is from RefSeq and is a predicted model, not a curated record. Lineage: Eukaryota; Fungi; Basidiomycota; Agaricomycetes; Russulales; Bondarzewiaceae. Bases 98 to 349 code for a protein of 83 amino acids.
GUCGCUCACAGCGCUCCCUUCAAAAUCUUGUCCUCGCCGCAAAUUCCAUCUCGUGCAAAAGCCAGGCCCAACCUUCAAAAGAUCAUUCUUUACAAAUAUGACUCUCGCUGUCGACCUUCUCAACCCUUCUGCUGAGCACGAGAAGAGGUCUCACAAGCUCAAGAGACUUGUACAGAGCCCGAACUCGUACUUCAUGGACGUCAAGUGCCCAGGUUGCUUCGCCAUCACGACUGUCUUCUCACAUGCUCAAACUGUCGUUAUCUGCGGUGCAUGCGCUAGUGUUUUGUGCCAGCCAACUGGUGGUAAAGCGAGACUGACCGAGGGGAGCUCAUACCGCCGGAAGAACUAAACAUCCUUCUUGCUAUAUAUCUACCUUAUCUGCAUCCGCACUUCGGUCGCUAGCAUACACCGCCAUCACCCUUACACACGCUCUUCGCAUCGCUUUCAGUUCAUGCCCUCAUAUCCCGUGAAAUGCUGUUCUAGUUGGAGCUAGCCGCCCGCUUGAGUCGCCCACUUUACAUUUCUCUCAAAAUUCGCUAUGUUGUAACCCCUAGGUCAUCAAAGUAUCACG